CUCCCUGUGCUGAAUACACACACGCACACGUACACACAUGCAGGCAUACACAGACAAACACACACGUACAUAAAAUACGCACACACACAAUCACACACCACAAAAGAAAAUACCCACUCACUUGCUAUAUAGCACGCAAAUACGACCGUGCACUCACAUACAUGUUGUGCAUGCACACAUUCACAUGGACACAUACUGUACACACACACACACACACAUGCAUGUGUACACACAGACACACGCACAUGCACACACAAGCACACACACAGGCACACACAAAUAAGUGCACCCCAGGUCUUAGGUAAUAGUUUACGCAUUGCUGAGUUUUUUCAAUGGGGCAUGGUGUCUUCACAAAGGCUUCUCCUCUCUUCCUGGGCCUUUGUUCUGCCCGUCCACACAGUGCCCUCCCUUCCUCUCUCCAUCUCUCUCCCUCUCCCUCUCUCCCUCUCUCUUUCUCACUUCUCUUCCUCUCUCUGUACUAAAUCUCUCCAUGCCACCGGCGACACACCGGCCUGCUUGUGUAACUCACUAGCCCCCUAAGUGCGCAUGAAAACAUAAAAGGUUCAGCCAGGUACAGAACAUUCGCCGCACUGCAGCCUCAACAGCAUGGCACGUCAAUUUGUUGAAGCCUCAUUUAGCGGCUCGUCUUUGCUGCAAUGAUUUUGUUCCAAAGGUGUGCGAUUUAUGAGGACAGAUCACUGCUCUAACUGCUGUAAAUAAAUCAGGUCAUUUUUAUAUUGAUUAAAAUAAAAAAAGAUCCGUAAUAUGGGAAUUCAAUGUGCAGUGAUUGAUAUACUGGCUGGGAAUUUGGCCUUCUAUUUAAACCUGGCCGUUGAUGGUGGGCAAAAAAAAAUGGCUGAUUUCAAUUGGAUCGUUCAGGGGCCACUUCCAGCAUCUAGCCACUAGGCAGCGACCUGCUUUUGCGAGCUCAGCCUUACCUACUCUACCCAUCCCCCCACCUCUCUGCUUCUGUCGCUCAGGUGAUGCGUACCGCACAGGAGAGAGCGAGAGAGGGAGAGAGAGAGAGGGAGAGAAAAAAAGAGAAAAGGGGCGAGGUAGGAAGAGAGAGAGACAGAGACACAGAGAGAGAGGGGGAGAACAGAGAGCAGUUAUUUUCCACUGGCUUGGCAGUUCUAUCGUCAUUAGCGUCAGGAGUACAGAGGCAGAGGAGUACCUGGAGAGAGAGAGAGAGAGAGCCAGGAGCAGAAAACAGCAGCAGGAACAGGAGCAGGAGCGGCGGAAGCCUCACAAUGCAGCAGUCACCUUUGCCUAAGCACCUCGCCUCGCCUCGCCUCGCCUCGCCUUACCUCGCUUCGACACUUCUCUCUACACCACACCAUGCCUCACCCAAUUGCCUCGCCUUUCCUUGUCUUGUCUCACCUCAGAUUUUUCACGCCACCACCAAGGCGAAAAGGCUGGACUAGAGAUAAUACAGGAGACACGCAAGGCGAUGAUAAUAGACGACAAUGGAUAACUGUGUCUGCGACUUGGAUGAUAAGCGGAGAACAAAAUGGGAAGGGAUACAAAAAAAAAAGAAGAAAGAUAUACCACUGGAACCUGACCCACGUUCUAAAGGAGGGAUAGUAUUAUGGUCAGGUCACCUCUCAUACUCACCUCUGAUUUGGAUACCGAUUUUUUUUUGGGUUGAGAGAGACCAGCUUUGAUGGAGGAUAAAAUGGGGGAAAUGGAGAGAACGAGCGAAAAAGGAAGCGGGUUAAGGUGUGGCAGUCCGCACCGUUGCCCCGGAGUAGUCGCCGUAUGUGCGAUGGGACGGAGGAUGGACGAAUGGAUGGAUGGAUUGCUGGAUGACGGAUACGUGUCAUCGUGGCACUUGAACUACAGUGAUAGUGCUGAACUACGAGAAUGUAAUGGAGGGCGGCUCCGAGUCAGAGGAGGAGGACAGGCUCUUGGCGUCGGAGGGCGAGGGCAGCCCAGCAGCAGCAGGAGUGCCCAGCCUGGAGGCGUCGCCGCGCGUGGGCCAUGCCCCGCUGCCCUUCCGCGGCCAGCAGGAGGACGGGGACAGUAGGGACGGCCCUGGCAACCACGUGUGGCGGCACGGCGACAUCAAUGGUACUGAGGAGGGAAAAGAUGAAUACAACCCCAUGAGCCCAGACGUUUCUCUGCACGGAGUUGGCAAUGGUUCAGUCAAGGGAGACGGCUCCUCGGAGCUGGAGAGCUUCUUUGCCAAGAGGAAGCUGGAUGAGAGCGAGGGCCACGCGGCCAGCAUCGCAGAGUAUCUGCAGCGUGGAGACACCGCCAUCAUCUACCCAGAAGCCCCCGAGGAGGUGACCCGCCUGGGAACGCCCGAGGCCAACGGGCAGGAUGAGAACGAUAAUGACCUGGCACCCAGGACGCCGGAUGACUUUGCCCAGCUGUUGACCUGCCCUUACUGUGACCGCGGCUACAAGCGGCUGACAUCGCUGAAGGAGCACAUCAAGUACCGGCACGAGAAGAACGAGGAGAGCUUCCCCUGCCCGCUGUGCAGCGAGGCCUUCCCAUACCGCACGCAGCUGGAGCGCCACAUGGCCACCCACAAGCCGCCCAGAGACCAGCAGCCCCAGAUCAUAAGUAAUGAAGCUGCCACUAACCGGAAGUUCAAAUGCACUGAGUGUGGCAAGGCGUUCAAGUACAAGCAUCACCUGAAGGAACAUCUUAGAAUCCAUAGCGGUGAGAAGCCGUAUGAGUGCUCCAACUGUAAGAAGCGCUUCUCCCACUCGGGCUCCUACAGCUCCCACAUCAGCAGCAAGAAGUGCAUCGGCCUGAUCGCCAUCAACGGCCGCGUGGGACGCAACGGUGUGGGCGGCGGCCCCAACAGCAAGCCCGGCUCCUCCCCCAACUCCACCGCCUCCUCCCCGGGCAGCCCCGCUCUGGCUCAGCUCCGCCACAAGCUGGAGAACGGCCGUCCCGGGAUGACCGCAGCAGACCACCACGCCGACAUCAAGGCCGAGCCCAUGGACUUCGCUGAGUACCGUCUCAUGAUGCAGCAGGAGUUCGGAGGACAUCACCACCCAGGGGGUUAUGUCAACGGAGGUGGUGGGAGGGGCGGCGGGAGCCCCCUGGGAGUCCAUGCUCCUUCCCAGAAUCCACUGCAACACCUUGGGAUGGGGCUGGAGUCUUCCUUGCUGGCACAUCCCAUGAUGGCCAACAACCUGAGCGAAGUGCAGAAGGUCCUGCAGAUCGUUGACAACACCGUCUACAGGCAGAAGCUGGCGGACGGCAACCCUGAGGACAUCUCCAAGCUGAGGGCCUACAUGAAGGAAGUCGGGGCUCAGAUGGAAGAGCAGAAGCUUGCGCUGGCCGCCUCUCCCAGGUUCCCCGGUGGCGUCGGCCACAACAGCCCCACCAAAAGCAUUAUCGACUACACCCUGGAGAAGGUCAACGAGGCCAAGGCCUGUCUCCAGAGCAUCACCGAGGACUCAAAGAGGCGGGUGAUGGACAUCAAGAAGGAGAAAGGCCCAGACCACCACCAUGGGGCGGACGAGAAGAUGAGAGAAGACAGGGACGGCCAGUUUGCGCCGUUCUCCUGCCAGUACUGCAAGGAGACCUUCCAAGGGCCCAUUCCCCUGCACCAACACGAGCGGUACCUCUGCAAGAUGAACGAGGAGAUCAAGGCUGCACUGAAGCCGAACGAAAGUCUUACUCCGAACCACCGGGGGAUGUUCUCCGAACAGCAGGCCAUGAUGCUGCAGUCAGCCCUGUCUGAGCGGGGAGCCACCAGCCCCAUUAACCUCUUCAAGGACCAUGUGUCCGUCCUGAAAGCGUACUUUGCCAUGAACACCGAGCCAAACUCUGAGGAGCUGCUGAAGAUCUCCAUUGCCGUGGGUCUUCCCCAGGAGUUUGUCAAGGAGUGGUUCGCACAGUGGAAGGCCCAGUCGCUGCAAAACGCGUCCAGGAAACGGUCCAGGUCACCUGCCCCUGAGCGAAGCAGCGUGGACAGCAACCAUGGCCUGGCUCGGGAAUCAGCACUUGCCAGAUCCCCCAUUUCCCUUGCCCAGUACGCAGAGGCCGUCUCAGAGCACCAGCGCAAUGGUGACAUGGGGCACAGACUAAGCAAACCCCACCAGUUUACAGGUGUGAGGCGUGAGAUGGGGGACAAACCACUGGACUCCUCCUUGGACCACUUGAGAAGUGACACAUCUUCACCCUUGAACCUCUCGUCCACCUCCUCCAAGAACUCAUACAGUAGCUCUUACACUCCAAACAGUCUUGCCUCCGAAGACGCUCACGUUGACGCUCCACUGGAUUUGUCACUGCCAAGACACCUAAGGGACCUCAAGCCGGAGCGCAAGCCCAAGGUCAACGGCUUCACUAUCGAGCGCAGCAACGAGCCCCUAAAACACGAGAAGGGAUCCGAUCCUCUGGAUCUGGCCCACAUCAAGAAGGAGUUCAGCGGGUCCAACAACAACAACGGCAUGGCUAACAACCACAACAACGAGAGCCAGCAGGAGAAGAGCUCCAGUCCCAUAUUUGGCAUCAACCCCUUUGGUGGGGGUCAUAUGUACACUUCGCUUCCACCACAUGGGGCUUUUCCACCGCCCACCUUCAUGCCUCCUGCCCAGGCCAGCAUCCCAGGGCUGAGGCCCUACCCAGGGUUGGACCCCAUGAGCUUCCUGCCACACAUGGCUUACACUUACGCCGCUGGGGCUGCCACGUUUGCAGAAAUGCAACAGCGGAGGAAGUACCAACGAAAGCCCGGCUUCCAGGGGGAGCUACUGGACAGCACAGCAGACUAUCUGUCAGGCUUGGAAGACCUGACAGACACCGAUUCCCUGCUCUCACGGAAGAAGAUUAAGAAGACAGAAAGUGGUAUGUACGCGUGUGACUUGUGCGACAAAACAUUCCAGAAGACCAGUUCCCUCCUAAGACACAAAUAUGAGCACACAGGCAAGAGACCCCACCAGUGCCAGAUCUGCAAGAAAGCCUUCAAACACAAGCACCACCUGAUCGAGCACUCGCGCCUCCACUCGGGCGAGAAACCCUAUCAGUGCGACAAGUGCGGCAAACGCUUCUCCCACUCGGGCUCCUACUCGCAGCACAUGAACCACCGCUACUCCUACUGCAAGAGGGAGGCGGAGGAGCGCGAGGCCGCCGAGAGGGAGGUGCGGGGCGAGGGCAAAGGAGGCACCCCUCUGGGAGGAGGAGGAGGCGGAGUAGGAGGAGGAGGAGGAGGAGGGCCGCUCAUGGAGCCCACCGAACUGCUCAUGAGGAGGGCCUACCUGCAGGGCCUCGGGCCCCUGGGGCCGUACUCCGACCCGGAGGACCAGGCGGAGGACGGGCGUCACGGGGGCCGAGGAGGUGGAGGCGGUGGUGGUGGUAACACCAUCCUGCGAGACGGCUCGGAGGGAGGAGGCCAGGGAGGGGUCAAGGAGGCGGAGAACGGAGCGUACAGGGAAGUGAUGGACAGGCGGGCGGGAGGGGAGGUGAGGUUUGGUGGAGGAAUGGGGGAGGAGGAGAUGAUGGAGGCUGAGGAGGAGGAGGAGGAAGAGGAGGAAAGGGAAGGGCACGGGAGGAAGAGCCCGGCGAUGAAGGACGACGAGGGCAGGGAGAUGGGAGGAGAGAUGAGGGGUGCGGAAGAGAAGGACAGCUCGCCUGGAGGGAAAACGGAGAGCAAGUCAGACCGUGAAGAGGAAGAGGAGGAGGAGGAGGAGGAGGAAAAGGAGGACUCUCAUUAACUACUACUGCAUUUUUUGGAUACAAGCUUCCAGCAUUCUUUUUUCGCCCUUUUUUUUCUUUUUUUUUGUCUUUCACACUUUCUCAUGUGCUUGGUUUCCCUUCUUCGACUCCCGUGGCAGACUUGAAGCCAAAUUUGUUUUAGCAAAAAAAAAAACAACAACAACCAACAAACAAACGAACAUACAGACAGACAGACAAACAAGCAAACGAGAAACACACUGCUGUGGUGGCCGAGUUGUUCAAGUGUGUGCCUGAGGCUCUAGAGACCAUGAAAGCAAGUCGCGUGUCAAAGUGUGGCAAAAAGGACAAAAAAUGUAAUAGUCAAGGCUGGGUGGGAUUGUUUAAAAAUCCGUAUUAUGCAAAGUAUAAGUAAUAAUGUUCAUCAUUAUGAAAUAAUAAAUAAAAAAAUGAAGUUCUUUUUUAUGUACAGCAUGGGCGCCUCAAAAGUUGUUUGGUGCUGAUGUCCUAAACCCCUGUGUUUCAUUGUGUGUAUAGCACAAACCAGGAAAUUGCACUCUGUUAAAUCACUACAGAAAAAGAAGAAAUAUUAGAAAAAAAUGAAGUGUUGCCUAUGUGUACACGUCUUGUCAACGUGUCUGCAGGCACAGUAGCAGUGCGCUGGUGUAAUAUUAUGUCUACCACUUAUUGUGACGUCCUUGGUUUUGCCCUUCCUAUAUUUGCCAGACCAGCCACACAUCCUGGGCCUCGCUCUGACUCUUUUGUAUGUGAAACAAUGCUAUUUAAACAAUACCUGUACCUGUUUUCAACAUGUCUGAAGUCUUAAAACGACUGGGGACGCGGGUGGGGUGGUUUGGGGCGGGCAAUUACAGGGAAAGGGGAGAUUGAAGCUGUGUUGGGCUCAUUGUCUGGUGUGUUGUUGCGAGCCUCACUUUUGUGUUUCUUUUUUUAAAAGAAAAAGCCUUAUAUGCAAACCCUCUCACCUGUGUGUAUCUUAAAGUGCCAUCCUUGUACAGCGCAACGCAAAGUUUACUUGUGUUUCUCUUUGCGCCGGCUUCAGUAUUAAAUAAACUAUUCACCCUGUUCUUUGAAGUACCUAUGUCAGUAUUAGUAUAGCUAGACUGCAGUUCUUUAGUUUACAUAUGUCUGUGCAAUUUUCAGUAUUUUCAUGUUUUUUGUCAGUAUUACUUUUUUUGUUCUUAUUUUUUUCCAAGUUCAAAUUUCAUUUGUUUUAAAUUUAAAAUACCAUUUUAUUUAUGUGACUCAUUUUAUAUUUCCUAAUUUUAUUUAUUUCAUACUGUAGUGUACAGUAUUAUAGUUCCUCAAUAUAUAGAUAUAUUUUAGUAAAAGGAUCCUGUCAUUGAUUAAUGGAGCAAAUUUUACAUAAAAAAGAGCAUUUAUUGUAUCAGGAACCAUUCAUUGUACAAUGCAAUGUUAAAAUUUUCUUUUAAUUGUUCUCUUUCCUUCACUUUCCAGAUACUGGAAACUCAAAAAUUUGGGAACUUUUGAUACCGUACUGUGAAAACACUGUAUUUUUGACUGAAAGAAGAAAAAUUCCACUUUAUUCUUUUUUUUUAGCUAAAGAGAUGAAGAGGGACUGAUGUUAAUGGGAUUCUUGAAAUGUCUGUUGAAGUGUAAUUGAAUUUUUAAUUUGUAAUUUCUCUUGGAAAUGACCUUGCUCGAAUAAAU
This is a messenger RNA of Engraulis encrasicolus (European anchovy), 7320 nucleotides long. It is a transcript of the gene zeb2a, whose product is annotated as zinc finger E-box binding homeobox 2a. Gene Ontology annotation, molecular function: DNA binding. The transcript is spliced from 9 exons. The record is from RefSeq and is a predicted model, not a curated record. Lineage: Eukaryota; Metazoa; Chordata; Actinopteri; Clupeiformes; Engraulidae. Bases 1869 to 5672 code for a protein of 1267 amino acids.